UCAAAGCCAAGAGUUCAUUUAUUUGCUUUCUGCUUCUCAGCAGGGUUCUGCCAUGGGUGACAGGGGAGCAAGCAAUCACUCAGAACUGACUGACUUCAUUCUUUUGGGCUUCAGGGUCCGCCCAGAGCUCCAUAUCUUCCUCUUCCUGCUAAUUCUGCUUGUAUAUGCCAUGGUCCUUCUGGGGAAUAGUGGAAUGAUAACCAUCAUAAUGACCGAUCCCCGGCUGAACACACCAAUGUAUUUCUUCCUAGGCAACCUCUCCUUCAUUGAUCUCUUCUACUCCUCUGUUAUUGCACCCAAGGCUAUGAUCAACUUCUGGUCUGAGAACAAGUCCAUCUCCUUUGCAGGCUGUGUGACCCAGCUCUUCCUCUUUGCCCUCUUCAUUGUGACUGAGGGAUUUCUCCUGGCAGCCAUGGCUUAUGACCGCUUCAUCGCAAUCUGCAACCCUCUCCUCUAUUCUGUUCAGAUGUCUACACAUCUCUGUACGCAGUUGGUGGCUGGUUCUUAUUUUUGUGGUUUCAUCACCUCAGUUCUUCAGACCAGCAUGACAUUUAUUUUAUCUUUUUGUGCUUCUCGGGCCAUUGACCACUUUUACUGUGAUUACCGUCCACUUCAGAGGAUUUCUUGUUCUGAUCUCUACAUUCAUAAGAUAGUUUCUUUUUUCCUAUGCAGCAUUAUCAUUUUGCCUACCAUAAUUGUCAUUAUUGUGUCCUAUAUGUAUAUUGUGUCCACAGUGUUAAAGAUACGCUCCACAGAAGGACGUAAGAAAGCCUUCUCCACUUGCAGCUCUCACCUAGGAGCUGUGAGUGUACUAUACGGUGCCAUCAUUUUUAUGUAUGUCAUCCCUGACAGAUUUCCUGAGCUCAGUAAAGUAGCCUCCUUAUGUUACACCUUAGUCACUCCCAUGUUGAAUCCUCUGAUUUACUCUCUGAGAAACAAAGAUGUCAAAGAAGCUCUGAGAAAGAUCCUGGGGAAAAAAUUAUUUUUAUUUAAUUCUAUUUUAAAAUUUAUGUAA
Equus quagga is the source of this 1015-nucleotide messenger RNA. RefSeq names its product olfactory receptor 9K2-like. The transcript has a single exon. Gene Ontology annotation, cellular component: membrane. Gene Ontology annotation, molecular function: odorant binding; olfactory receptor activity; G protein-coupled receptor activity. Lineage: Eukaryota; Metazoa; Chordata; Mammalia; Perissodactyla; Equidae. The record is from RefSeq and is a predicted model, not a curated record. Gene Ontology annotation, biological process: G protein-coupled receptor signaling pathway. Bases 53 to 1015 code for a protein of 320 amino acids.